Erigeron canadensis is the source of this 1119-nucleotide messenger RNA. RefSeq lists its product as uncharacterized. Lineage: Eukaryota; Viridiplantae; Streptophyta; Magnoliopsida; Asterales; Asteraceae. The coding region runs from base 1 to 1119 and encodes 372 amino acids. The transcript is spliced from 3 exons. The record is from RefSeq and is a predicted model, not a curated record.
AUGGGAAUGAAGGGACACCCACAAAGCAACUGCUGCGGCGGCGGUGAGUGGAUUAAAAAGAAGAAAAUGGUGAUUGCGUUGGUGAUUUUGGUUGGGAUAAUGGGAGUGAUGGUGGUGCAAAAGGUGAAUGAUAGGAGGAUGUUUAACCUUGUUAUCAAAGAGAAAGAUCGACAGAUUCUAUCGCUUCAUCUUCUAUUGCAGUGUAACCAAAGCUUAGAAGAAAAUGGUUUGGAAAAAGUUUACCAGGAUAUUCAAGAAGUUGCAAAGGAAAGGCAAAUUGCAAAAGAAAACAAGAGGAAGAAUCAAGAUUUGAAUGCAAAACUGUUCUCCCUCCGAACACAAAAGGUUGAACUCAAUAACAAGAUCAUGGAGAUGCGAUCAACCAUUGGUUCCAUGAAAGAUGAACAACAAGCACUGGAGUUGGCAAUAGAUGAGAAGCAUAAUGAAAUCAAAUACAAAGAAUCUGAACUCAACGAUUUGAGAAGCAGCCUCCGGUCUCCUAAAAUCUGGUCAGUGAGUUCUGACGACCCAUCAAAUCAUGAAGUCAACUCAACUGAUAAGAUUAUCACCACUAGAGUCAAACCAUGGUUAGGUGUGGCGGGCAAUGUGCAAAAACCAAAUCAAGAAACCGUUCUGGAGGGUGUUAGAGGAAUCCUAAACCCUGAAGCAAAUGUUCAAAAGUCUAAAGAUUUGGACCAACUUGCAAGUUCAAAGAAACAUGAAGCUUGGGAUCACAUUCUCGACCAUAACGACGAUGCAAAGGUUGAAAUGCUCAACACCACUGGUACACCCGGUUCUAAAGAAAUUGGAGAUGGUUUGAGCAUCAAAGGAAGAAAGUUCUUUACUGGAGCAAGUGAAAGUCAGAGAGUAAAGGGUGAACAGCAUGCCAUAGGCUCAAUCAACCAAACUGCCGGCCAAUCUGAUAAUAAACAACUUAAAACAAAUCGGGAAGGACCAGCAGAAGUUACACAAUCAGGGAAGAGAAACGUUGAUCAAGAAACAGAAAGGGAGGCUGAGAGGACAGAUGAAGAUGAUGAAGCAGAUCUUUCUAUGAAGUAUUCAAUGAUACCUAACAAGGGUUCAGAAGAAGAUCAAGAGUACAAGGACGAAGCAAACUAG